Messenger RNA from Clonostachys rhizophaga, 630 nucleotides. The record is from the annotation of a GenBank genome assembly. NCBI's taxonomy places the organism in Eukaryota, Fungi, Ascomycota, Sordariomycetes, Hypocreales, Bionectriaceae.
AUGCCUAGACGCGCCUCAAACUUCGAUCAGGAAGAGCAGAAUGGCGAUGGUGUCUACUACUCGAGCGCCAACAAUCAGAAUCGCGCCUCCUUCUCGGCCGUCUCCCCACCGAACAGUUCUCAUGCUGCUCGGCUAGCCCAGCUUAGUAUGGCAGUACACCAGCCAAAAAGGCACGAGCACAAUGAACAUCAACGACUUAUCGGUGACAAUGGCGCCUACAAUCGCAUGAUUGAGAACGGCCCUGUUGACGAACCGCCACGUCAAAGGCAGCCACACCGAAGUUGGUUCCAUGCCAUCACUGGUCAACGGACUGUUCAUAAGGAGGACCUUCCGCGUCGCGAAGCGUCCGAGCCAGAUCGAGUCGACCGGCCAGAGAGAAGAGGCGAACGGGAAGAUUAUAGGGUAGCCCAUCGGGAGCCACGCGAGACGGCUGUGGUCGUUCCACCUGAUACUGAGGUGGAAGUUACUCGAGAUAGAAAUGAAAGCAGAACUAGCUACUACAUUCAAGGUAGCAAGGGCUACGUCCGAGUAUCGGCUCCAAUGGCAAGCAACGAGGCAGAGCUUUUUGAUGCCAUUGCCGACGGAAGAUCUGCCCCUCGUCAAGAGCGUGAGCACCCUGUAACUUCUUGA